Rangifer tarandus platyrhynchus (Svalbard reindeer) is the source of this 1770-nucleotide messenger RNA. The record is from the annotation of a GenBank genome assembly. NCBI's taxonomy places the organism in Eukaryota, Metazoa, Chordata, Mammalia, Artiodactyla, Cervidae.
AUGGCCGAGAAUGGUGAAAGCGGCGGCCCUCCGAGUUCCCAGGACAACGCCGCGGCGGCCGAAGGUGCCGGCGCACCGGCCGCCACCGCCUCCACGGAACCCAAGAUCAUGAAAGUCACCGUGAAGACCCCGAAGGAGAAGGAGGAGUUCGCAGUGCCAGAGAACAGCUCCGUCCAGCAGUUCAAGGAAGAAAUCUCUAAACGUUUCAAAUCACAUACCGACCAACUUGUGUUGAUAUUUGCUGGAAAAAUUUUAAAAGAUCAAGAUACUUUGAGUCAGCAUGGAAUUCAUGAUGGACUUACUGUUCACCUUGUCAUCAAAACACAAAACAGGCCUCAGGAUCAUUCAGCUCAACAAACAAAUGCCAGUGGAACCAGUGCUACCACAUCAUCUGCUCCUAGUAGUAACUCCACAUCUGGUUCUGCCACUAGCAACCCUUUUGGUUUAGGUGGCCUUGGAGGACUCGCAGGUUUGAGUAGCUUGGGUUUGAAUACUACCAACUUCUCUGAACUACAGAGCCAGAUGCAGCGGCAACUUAUGUCCAAUCCUGAAAUGAUGGUCCAGAUCAUGGAGAAUCCCUUUGUCCAGAGCAUGCUUUCAAAUCCUGACCUGAUGAGGCAGUUAAUUAUGGCCAAUCCACAAAUGCAACAGUUGAUACAGAGAAAUCCAGAAAUUAGUCAUAUGCUAAAUAAUCCAGAUAUUAUGAGACAAACUUUGGAGCUUGCUAGGAAUCCAGCAAUGAUGCAGGAAAUGAUGAGAAACCAGGACCGAGCCUUGAGCAACCUGGAGAGCAUCCCAGGGGGAUACAACGCUUUGCGGCGCAUGUACACGGAUAUUCAGGAGCCCAUGCUGAGUGCCGCCCAAGAGCAGUUUGGUGGUAAUCCAUUUGCUUCAUUAGUGAGCAAUACGUCGUCAGGUGAAGGUAGUCAGCCUUCCCGUACAGAAAAUAGAGAUCCAUUACCCAAUCCCUGGGCUCCACAGGCUUCUCAGAGUUCAUCCGCUUCCAGUGGCACCACCAGCGCAGUGGGGGGCACCAGUGGUAGUGCUGCCAGUGGGACUGCUGGGCAGAGUUCUACUGCACCAAAUCUGGGGCCUGGAGUAGGAGCUAGUAUGUUCAAUACACCAGGAAUGCAGAGCUUGUUGCAGCAAAUAACUGAAAACCCACAACUUAUGCAAAACAUGUUGUCGGCCCCCUACAUGAGAAGCAUGAUGCAGUCACUAAGCCAGAACCCUGACCUUGCUGCACAGAUGAUGCUGAAUAAUCCCCUAUUUGCUGGAAAUCCUCAGCUUCAAGAACAAAUGAGACAACAGCUCCCAACUUUCCUUCAACAAAUGCAGAAUCCUGAUACGUUAUCGGCAAUGUCAAACCCUAGAGCAAUGCAGGCCUUGUUACAGAUUCAGCAGGGUUUACAGACCUUAGCAACUGAAGCCCCCGGCCUCAUUCCAGGGUUUACUCCUGGCCUGGGGGCAUUGGGAAGUACUGGAGGCUCUUCAGGAACCAAUGGCUCUACUUCUGCAUCUAGCGAAAACCCAAGUCCCACAGUAGGAGCCACCGAACCUGGGCACCAGCAGUUUAUCCAGCAAAUGCUGCAGGCUCUUGCUGGAGUGAAUCCUCAGCUACAGAAUCCAGAAGUUAGAUUUCAGCAGCAACUGGAACAGCUCAGUGCAAUGGGAUUUUUGAACCGUGAAGCAAACUUGCAAGCGCUAAUAGCCACAGGAGGUGAUAUCAAUGCGGCUAUUGAAAGGUUACUGGGCUCUCAGCCAUCAUAG